AUGCAAGAUAGCACCUCGCCACCGACCAAAUAUCGCCGGGUCGCCUCGGAGCGUGCAGAUUCAUUCGACGGUGUGCCAUCUCUGACCGAAAACAAGAUCGCAUCUACGCCUACGUCCGCUACUUCGUCUACACACACGUCUACAUCCACGUUUCUAUACGCGCCUGCAUUGCCUGCGUCCUCUGCGCCCAUCUACUACACCAAGACGGGGCGGCGGCCAGUGAAGAAGGCCGUCAGCGUUGCUUGCGAAUCAUGCCGGAAGCGCAAAAUUAAGUGCAAUGGGAACCGGCCGAAAUGCGCAGGUUGCCAGACGCGCGAGAUCGAUUGCAACUACGACUCGGUCUAUCGUGAGGAGACAAACACAGCCGUGCUGAAGCGCAAGUAUCGAGAGGAAAACAAAAAAUCAACUACUUUUGAAGAGCUGUUCAAUGCCCUUCAAACCUGCUCGGAGAAGGAUGCGAUGACCAUGUUCAGCCUGGUACGCCAGGGUGUUGAACCCGGGACUCUUUUGAGGCAGAUCAGGGAGGGUGAUCUUCUGCUGCAGCUUUCUGUCGUUCCGGAGACUCGGAGGCGCUACCAGUUUCCCUAUGUUGCCUCCAUGCCAACCCAUCUUCAAACUCCGGAUAACCCAUAUCUCAAGUCGCUGCUGUAUGAAACUGCCUUCCACGGAGCUAGACAAGAGGACACCCACGGGAGCACGCAGACGGUACAAACGCAAGCCAACGAUUACCUGAAUAUAUAUCUGCAGCCAUAUCAUGCCGCUGAACUCUUGGACCCUCUGAUUGACCACCUCAAGCCCUCCGAAUGGACACAGUAUCCGACGUUUCCCGUAUUCCACAAGGAUAUAUUUUUCCAGGCCAUGAUUGACCGUGACCCGCGAUUUUGCAGACCAGUGCUCGUCAAUGCCUUGCUAGCAGAAGCAUGCCACUCCCUUAUGGGUAUACCCAAUCGCAACCAGUUCUGGGUCCCCCAGAGUCUCAGAUAUCGCUUCCUGGCAGAGGCGAAACGCUUAUGGGAGCUGGAAAUCCAUAAGGUGGACCUGGUUUCUGUGCAAACUGCCGCGCUCCUAAAUCUCAUAUAUAGCCACAACGGCAUGGACAAGGUCGGUCAGCCCUACCUUGUGCAUGCUCUCAAAGUCGCUCAACAAUUGGAUCUGUUUGGGGAUCAUGCGAAUGAGACGUACGAGAGAAUGGUUCAUGCUCGCGUCUUUACGGCCUGGGCUCUCUUCAAUUGGCAGUGCAUACAAUCUUACUACUAUUAUCGAGCUCCUUUGAUUCCUGAUCCGCCGGCUAAGCCGCUGCCCAGUCCAGAUGAGCAUCCUUUCUGGUAUGGAGACUUCAAGCUGAGAUACCCGCUGAGCUCAACGUUGGUUCCUGCACAAUAUGGGCAUUACUUUAAAGCAAUUUCCGGCUUGCGUUCAAUCAUCAACGACAUGGCUGCAGUCAGCUACAGCCAGAAGGAAAAUAACACGGAAUCUCCCAGCCGGAUCUGGUCCAUCUUCUCGAGAUUAGAGAAGUGGUAUCUAGGCCUGCCCGCUGCUCUAUCUCCUCGCAAUAUCGUCUUCCCAUGGCAGCUCAAAGUACACAUGGAGCUUUACUUGGCCACCAUCCUUUUCUCUACAAAGCAAGCCGGUAUUUCGGAAGCCUCAACCCUCAUGAAAGAGACUGCCCAAAAGACUGCUGCUCAUGCAGCCGCUCGCCUCGAGACUGUUGGGCGCCUCUACUAUAUCCGGCACAGCUUUGAAUACUGCGAUCCCUUCUUGACCAUUCAUCUGUCGUUUAUAGCCGGCGGAGCAUUGGACAGCCUCAAAAUGACCCCUGCUGACGAUGUGGAAACUAUCAAGUCUCUGAGAUCAACAAUCAUUUUGAGCCUAAAAGGACUAUACGAUCAAGGCCAACACAUCCAUCUCACCUCAGUCAUUUACCGGCUACUGCGAGAUCGACUGGCGCCCCAAGAUCUAGCAAUCCUUCAGAACUACGUAGUUUGGGAUCCUCUUACUGCCGAAGAGCCGUUAUUGGUCGAAUACGCCCAAUCUCAUUAUCCUCUCACAAUGGGGAACAAAGAUGAAGAUCCAACUUCCGUGCGGCUUGAAAACUUGGUCAAGGAAUAUGAGAAGCUGUCGACAGAGGAGACAGAGGAGACCCAGCGAGAUUGA
Molecule: messenger RNA, 2154 nt
Organism: Trichoderma breve
Lineage: Eukaryota; Fungi; Ascomycota; Sordariomycetes; Hypocreales; Hypocreaceae
Product: fungal zn(2)-Cys(6) binuclear cluster domain-containing protein
Exons: 6
Coding region: 1-2154 (717 amino acids)
Biological process (GO): regulation of DNA-templated transcription
Molecular function (GO): DNA-binding transcription factor activity, RNA polymerase II-specific; zinc ion binding
Source: RefSeq, a predicted model, not a curated record